This is a messenger RNA of Culicoides brevitarsis, 3013 nucleotides long. RefSeq lists its product as uncharacterized. Gene Ontology annotation, biological process: chromatin remodeling. Gene Ontology annotation, cellular component: cytoplasm. The record is from RefSeq and is a predicted model, not a curated record. Lineage: Eukaryota; Metazoa; Arthropoda; Insecta; Diptera; Ceratopogonidae. The coding region runs from base 33 to 2969 and encodes 978 amino acids. The transcript is spliced from 5 exons.
AAAUUCAUUCGGUUUAUUCAGAAAAUAAUGGCAUGGCAUCCAUUCAAAUUGCUUCCUUGUUGUUUAGCAUGCUAAAAGAUGGCAAAUUCGAGGAAGUGGAAGUUGAACAAUUGAUAAACGUCCUGGAAAAUGUACAACACAUUGAGAGUCGUAUCUAUGAAAAUGCAAUUUUGCCUCGAUUUUUGGAAUACAUCAAUCGCAGUGGUCAGUUGAGUAAAGAUGAGAACCGAGUCAAAAAUGUCCUGGACUUAAUAGUUUCGAUCACAGACAAAACUUAUCUAACUAAUGAAAUUGCCUUCAAAACGGUGUUAAUUGUGCUGAUCAGUAAAAUUUAUGAUCCAGUGACUAAUGUAAUGCAUAAUGUAGGAGAAACUAUUCUUAUUGGAGUGCUCAAUUGUAUUGAAAGCUUAUCGAGACGCCUAGAAAGUGAAGCUAUAGAAAAAUUUUAUAGACAAGAGAAUGCUACCAUUGUAGGACAGAUAAUUUACAUUACUUUAGAAAAACUUCAAAGAGACUCUGCUUUGGAUUUACGAAUAUCUGCAGUAAAUUGCUUGAAGGGUAUUUUACAAGUCCAUGAUGAAUUUGAUACAACCGAUAUUGUUUUGAGGGCUAAUGUGGCAGAUGUGGUAUUUAAAAUGACACCCCGUGUGUUUGUAGUCUUAUCAAACUUGUUUGAAUCCGAUGCAAAGAUGUCUCAGAAACUAAGAGCGAGAGUUCUUGAGGCUUUUGGACGUAUAUUAUGUUUAAUAUUUGAAGAUCCAAACGGCGAUAUGGAAAUGCAUGAUGUGACACAAACAGACUUCCUAGAGCUUCUUAAUCCGCAAUCAAUUGACAAUACAAAAACCAAAGCUAUAAUGAGCUCAGAAUCAUCAAAGAGAACAGAUGAGUGGAAAACCAAUGCCAUAGGAAAAUUGGCUCCACUAUUUAAUCGACUUUUAAAUCUAAUGUCGGUAAAUUACGGGAUACUUGUCACAGAACAGCUGAAAAAAACAUCAUUACUAGUGACACUCAAAUGUGCUAGGAACUUCCAUAAGCAAAUCUUGCCAUUCUAUGAAAUUCUUUUGGCAAAUAACAGUAAUUCAGAUGAUUGGGACGACUUUAGGUACAGAUCAAAUCUGCUUCGAGACUCAAACGAACUAAUGAUAUUUGGUCUCAAUAGACAAUUACGUCAAUUCUCACGAAUAAUUAAUCGGAAGAAUGAGCAACAAUUAUUAAUAUCAUUGAAAGUGUUAAAGGGAUACAUGGAAUUCUUUAAAAAAACAUUCAUUCUGACAAACUCGGAUAUGGUGGAUCGUAUCUUUGAUAAUUUGUUACUUUUAUUUGAAAUCGAAUACCCGUCUGUAUGUCUGGAAGAAGUAGUGGAAUGGAACGACAUGAACUUGAGUGUCAAUAAAAAUCGUUUACCAUGGAGGAAUUAUAAAUAUUUAUCAGACGAGUCCCUCUUAGGUGCUGCAAAUCAAUUGAUUGGAUCAUUAUCAUCUUUGAUGCCCAUUCUCAUUAAUAAAUCAUUCGAUAGACUUGUUGCUCAUAGUAAUUCUAGCAAUACAUUAAUUUGUGUAGUGCUGCAAAUGCUCCACACAAAGACAGAUGCCACAGAUCUUUUAGUUGAACAAAUUCUAGAGCACUUUUUACACAAUGAUCAUUGGUCUUUGGAAAUCCACCAGAGCUCAGAGACAGAUGCUUCGGUAGAAGAAUUGCAUUUCAACGUGAUACACGUGUGUCUUGUCACAGAAUUGAUCAGCACAUGCAGCAACUAUUUGCGAUCAAAUUUUGAAAAAUAUAUCUUUGAUGCGUUACCAAAAAUUUUGGAAAAGGUAUCAAGUCCGAAUGUUCUCGUUCACUCAGCAGCCUUACAUGGCUUGGAAAUAAUGUGCAAUGGAUUGCAUGUAAAAAACGUAGAAACUUUGAUCAAAAAUAAUGUAAAUUUCAUAACGCACUAUAUUGAAAUUAAUUUACGAAAGGAAAAUGUAAAUCCGUCGUUAAAUAUGGCAAAUGCCCUCUUACAAUUGUACUAUGAUUACGAUAAUUUUUAUUUCACACAAGGAUUGUUCGCAAAAAUUAAUAAUAUUUUCCACAAAAAAUCCGUAAGUGAUGCGGCUGUAACGGCUGCAUUGAAAGUAACUUUAAUUUUGUUGAAAAAAUUAAGACAACCGCGUAAAAUGGGUGACUACAAUGAAAUAGCGGCCGAAGAAAAACUUGACAGUGACGAAAUUUUAGAAAAAUGGCUUAUGAUCUUAAAUCCACCGGAUACACCUAGGUACGACCCAAAAGAUUCUGAAUUUGAUUUUGAAAAAAUGCGGCAAGAAAUGAACAGUAUAAACGCCGAGACAGAAAUGGAGGAAGACACGAUCGACGAAACUGAAAUCGAGACUACUGAAAAUGUGUUUCUUCGUGAUCUCAUAAAAUCACUCAUUAGGUUCACAUCUUCAUCAAAUGUAUUACACAAAUUAUACAGUCUAGAUGCCAUUGGACAUUGCCUGAAUCUGCUUGAUGCCGAAAAUAAAGAAUUCCUUCCAACGAUACAUCUUAUAUGGGCUCCUUUAGCAUCGCGAUUUAAGGAAAAUAAUUUACUCGUAAUAAGUCGCACAUUCGACUUGUUGCUUGAUAUCACUCGAUUAUCAAAGGAUUUCGUACAGAAGCGAACAUCAACGGAUGUGCUUCCUGGCAUAAUGGACUUUUUGCAUCGUAGUAUGGCAGAAAAUCUUACCAAUACUGGAAGUUUUGCGUCAUCGCUCACUCAAAGUUUCAAAUUACAGCAAAAAAUUUUCGAUGAUAUAGGCAACGUUUUUCAAUACCUCGAUAUUCACGAACGACUGUUGGAUAACUUGCUGGAUAUUUGUAUAAAGUUUUUAAAGAGCGACCAACCAAAAUUACUUAAAAACUCGUGCUGGAAGUUGAUGGAAAAGCUCUAUUCGUACGAUUCAACAGCUGUGAUUUUAAAAUUACGCUUAAUUGAAGAAUAUCUAUGAGUCUACGUUUUUUUUUUUAUAAAAAUAUAAAAGAAUUUUUUUUA